AAGCACGCAAUGAACUGAUUCAACUGUGAAUGGAGACAGUAUGAAACCACGCAAGAGGUUAACUCAUGAUUGGCGCCAUUGGUUUCAAACUUAAAGAGGGAAACGGUAACAACCAACGAUUCAAAAUUCAUUGACUUGGCCAUAGGUUGGCUGAGUCAUGUCUGAUCGGCCUCCGAGUCAAUGCGUCACAGAGCUAAUCUCGGAGUGUUACCCAAAUCGAACUCUCACUCCUUCCGUCACCAACCGAAUUCCUGUAGAAUCCCUCAAGAAACAAGGCGAUGGAUAUACUCUAAUGCCAGUUCAACUUAUGAGCAUCCUAUAUACACCCAUCUUCUCAACAUAUGUAUGCAGCAAUGCAAACGAAUUCAGUCCCGCAGGGUGUUCGACGAAAUGCCUGAAAGACUUGCAUAUGCUUCGAAAGCCAGUAAGAUUGUCCAUUCACAGAGCUUGAAACUUGGGUUUGGAUUGAAAGGGAGGUUAGGAAACGCCGUUGUAGAUUUGUAUGCUAAGUGUGGCAACGUGGAGUUUGCCUUGAGGGCUUUUGAUCAGCUUGAGAGCAAAGAUGUUAUUGCUUGGAAUUCAGUUUUGUCAAUGUACUCGAGGCUGGGAUUGUUGGAACAGGUUAUUCAGCAUUUUGGGUUGAUGCAAAAUGGUGGGGUGUCACGAAAUCAGUUCACUUUCUCGGUUGUUUUAUCUGCUUGUGCUAGAUUGAUGGAUGCUGAGUUUGGGAAACAAGUGCAUUGUAAUGUCAUUAAAACAGGGUUUGAGUUUAGUUCCUUUUGUGAAGGUUCUCUUAUUGACAUGUAUGCUAAACUUAAUAGUGUAACGGAUGCUCGUAGGAUAUUUGAUGGUGCCGAGGAGCUGGAUACAGUGUCCUGGACUGCAAUGAUUGCAGGGUAUGUUCAAAUUGGUUUUCCUGAGGAGGCACUGAUACUAUUUGAAGAUAUGCAGAGAUUAGGACACACCCCAGACCAGGUAGCAUUUGUAACUGUCAUUAGUGCCUGCAUGAGGCUAGGGAAGCUUGAUAAUGCUUGUCAGUUUUUUUCCCUAAUGCGUAACCCGAAUGCUGUGGCAUGGAAUGUGAUGAUUUCAGGGCAUACCAAGAUGGGUUAUGAGUGGGAGGCUGUCAUGUUUUUCCAAAAUAUGAAUAAAGCUGGUGUUAAGUCCACAAGAUCCACAUUGGGUAGCGUUUUGAGUGCCAUUGCAAGUUUGGAGAAUCUUGAGUAUGGCUUGCAGGUUCAUUGUCAAGCAACAAAACAAGGGUUGGAUGAUAAUGUUUAUGUUGGAAGUUCUUUAAUUAAUAUGUAUGCCAAAUGUAAGAAAAUGGAGGCUGCAGAGAAAGUGUUUUGUCCUCUAGAUGAGAAGAAUCUCAUAUUAUGGAAUGCAAUGCUUGGAGGUUAUGCACAGAAUGGGUACACCCACAGAGUCAUAGAGUUAUUCUUCAGCAUGAAGGAUUCCAGUUUCCAUCUAGAUGAAUUUACCUACACUAGCAUUUUAAGUGCAUGUGGUUGCUUGGAAAAUUCAAGAAUUGGGCAGCAACUACACUGUUGUGUAAUCAAGAACAACCUUGAAGCAAACUUAUUUGUUGGAAAUGCAUUAGUUGAUAUGUAUGCCAAAUCUGGGGCUCUAGAUGAUGCAAGGCAACAAUUUGAGCUGUUGAAGAAUCGUGAUAAUGUUUCUUGGAAUUCAAUUAUUGUUGGUUAUGUGCAGGAAGAAAAUGAGGAUGAGGCUUUCAAAUUGUUUCACAGAAUGAACUCAGAUGGCAUUACAUGUGAUGAAGUGUCAUUGGCCAGCAUACUCAGUGCUUGUGCAAAUCUUCGAGCAGUUUAUCAAGGAAAGCAAAUCCAUUGUUUAGCAGUCAAAUAUGGUUUAGAAACUAGCCUAUAUAGUGGAAGCUCUCUUAUUGAUAUGUAUUCCAAGUGUGGGGCCAUUGGUGCAGCAUAUGAAAUUUUCAGUCGCAUGCCCGAGCGAAGUGUGGCCUCCAUGAAUGCUCUGAUUGCUGGAUGUUCUGAAAGUAAUUUACAGAAAUCAGUAAUAUUGUUUCAUUUUAUGCUGGUUGAAGGUUUGAGGCCUUCCGAAGUCACCUUUGUGUGCCUUCUGGAUGCAUGCACUGAACCUUCUCUACUAAAUCUUGGAAGACAAAUACAUAGCUUUAUACAAAAGGUGGGGCUUUUAUGGGAUACUGAUUUCUUGGGUGUCUCUCUUUUGGGCAUGUACAUGAAUUCCCAUUCUAGAACAGAAGCAAAAAUUCUCUUCUCAGAUUUUCCCAAUCCAAAAAGUGCAGUAUUAUGGACUGCUAUCAUUUCAGGACAUGCUCAAAGUGAUUGCAGUGAGGAAUCUCUGCAGUUGUAUCGAGAAAUGAGAAGGUGGAAUGCCUUGGCAGACCAAGCAACAUUUGCCAGUGUCCUCAGAGCAUGUGCCAUCUUAGCUUCUUUGAGACAUGGUAGAGAGAUCCAUUCUGUAAUUUUCCAUACUGGUUAUGAUCUGGAUGAGUUAAUAAGUAGUGCAUUGAUUGACAUGUAUGCUAAAUGUGGGGACGUAAAUAGUUCAGUGCAAGUUUUUGUUGAAAUGGGCAGUAAAAAUGCUGUUUUUUCUUGGAACUCAAUGAUAGUUGGGCUUGCCAAGAAUGGGCAUGCAGAAGAUGCACUACGAUUCUUUGAUGAAAUGAAACAAACCAAUGUGAAACCUGAUGAUAUCACAUUCCUUGGUGUUCUCACUGCAUGUAGUCACACAGGAAGGGUCGCUGAAGGUCGUCAAAUCUUUGAUAUUAUGAUUAGUCACUAUAAAAUACAACCUAGAGCUGAUCACUAUGCCUGCAUGAUUGAUCUUCUAGGUAGAUGGGGCUUUCUUGAUGAAGCUCAAGAGUUCAUCGACAAACUAGAGUUUGAACCUGAUGCUAUGAUGUGGGCUGCAUUUCUUGGUGCUUGUAGAAUUCACGGGGAUGACAAAAGAGGGAAGCUUGCAGCUGAGAAACUCAUUGAAUUGGAACCUGAAAAUUGUUCUCCCUAUAUUCUGCUUUCUAACAUGCAUGCCGCAGCAGGGAACUGGGAUGGUGUUAACACUGUGAGAAGAACAAUGAAAGAAAAAGGUCUCAAAAAGUUUCCUGGAUGUAGCUGGAUUUUGGUGGGACAUAAGACAAACUUUUUUGUUGCAGGGGACGAAUUGCAUCCCAGUGCUGGUGAAAUACAUUCUGUUUUGAAGGAUUUGGCAGCAUUGAUGAAAGAUGAGGAUUUUGUUUCUGAAAUCAAAUAUUUUCUUCACAUGGAAGAAUAAGAUGGUGGCUUUUAUUUUUUCGGUAAGUUAAAAAGCAAGUAGCGAUUAAGUCUUCUGCUGUUUGCAGAUGGAAUAGAGCGGGAGUAGGACCUUGCAUUUUGGGGGGUAGACCCUGGAUCUGCAAGAGUUGCAAAUAGCUCUUCCAACAUUCGAUUGGGAUGAAUUUGAGAUGAAAAUUUAUACGGCUAUAUUUAGGAAGUCAAAUUGCUGUAAAUUCUUGAUCUUUUUUAUUGAUGUUUUCACUGAAGAACAUACUAGAAGGUUAAGUAGCCUAGGUCUACAGGGUUGAACAUCAACAUCCUUUUUUCACUGAUUGUCAAUUCUGAAGAUUAUUGGCAGUUUCUCCACAUUGGGGGAAAAACAGCAAGAAGACAAGACUAUAUUCUUCAAUAACUUGAAUUCUGUGGCUUGUCCUUACAAUUCAGCAGUUAAUGAUGAAGAAAAGUGGAUAACAAAUAUGUCUUCUCUAAAUCUGAAAAGACUGUUCUUCUAUAAUUGGGAUUGUGUGGCUUGUCCUUUUGACACGACAGUUGAUGAUGAAGAAAAGUGGGCAACAAAUAUCUAUCUUCUCUAAAUCUGGAAUUGUCAUUUUCUUGAAGAUCAAGAUAGAAAGGCAUUUGUUCAAUGAACUAUCUCUUCUGGAAACUUCUGCACACAAGAUGUUAUAGCUUUUCUUUGUACAAUCAUUACAUUCUGAAGUGAAGACGCAAACAAAAGGAGGUCUCUAAAAAUUAGAGUUUUGAAUGACAGUGACAAGCCGUUCCAUGGAUCUGGCCAAGACAGGAACUUGAACUACAAAUUUCCAACUUUAAAACUUGUCUUGGUCAUUAUUGUUUUGGGAACAUUUUCUACACUCUUGCACUCUCCAUCAGUUCAUAUUGCUGACCAUCCAUCCAGUACUGGAUUUAGUUAUGUCGUACCAUAUACACCUUUUAUUUUGAUCUUUUAAGUACCAUUUUCAACCUUUUUACUUUAACGAACUUGUUUUCCAGACACAGAGGUUCCCUCCAUUGUCUUUUCUUUGUUUCUGAUUUCGCUUACCUGUCUUUUCCUACAACAAGCCGUUUGAGUCCUUAAUAUUUCUUGUAACUAUGUCUUGGAAGGCAAAGGCUCUUGUAUACAGGCCGAGUUUUGUGGAUCAGUGAUACUUCUUCUGUAGACCAUGCUUAUA
Messenger RNA from Diospyros lotus (date-plum), 4444 nucleotides. Its product is annotated as pentatricopeptide repeat-containing protein At3g09040, mitochondrial. The transcript is spliced from 2 exons. The record is from RefSeq and is a predicted model, not a curated record. Gene Ontology annotation, molecular function: RNA binding; protein binding. Gene Ontology annotation, biological process: RNA modification. NCBI's taxonomy places the organism in Eukaryota, Viridiplantae, Streptophyta, Magnoliopsida, Ericales, Ebenaceae. Bases 181 to 3273 code for a protein of 1030 amino acids.